CGCCUCUAUCACGCUAAUUCCACUUAGACCAAACCCGCACCACUCAAUAUAAAGUUAAAUAAGCAAAACCUUGUCAUAUUCGAAAAACCCUCCCACUUCGUUUCAAGGCACCGACACUUGCACUUACAUGAUAACGAUCUCGCAACAAAGGCAGCUCUACACGGUCACUGUAACAAUCCUACUCUCGGCUAGAUACUUAAUAAAUGUCUAACUCUGGUGCUCCUUUCUCCCAUUGGUAUCUAUCCAAACAAGCGCUAACAUCCUGUGCAGGUUGUCCUCCCAUCGAUCUCUCGACGUUACCAGCUGAUGAUACCCGCGUCCUUAGCAAGCAGCGCGGAGCUAUUGUCCUAGAGCUCAACAGUUCUUUGGUCUACAAAUCGGGAAGUAGGAUACGGCGUAAUGAGGAAGUAGCCAUGAGACUUGUGAAGCAAUACACGGACGUCCCGGUUCCCGAUAUUAUGUUCUCGGCGUACCAUUCCGAGGGGGGCAAUAUAGGCAUGACAAUUAUUCCAAAAUCGCCUCUUCAGUUUUCAUAGAACGGGCUCGAUAAGCCUACAAAGGAACGUGUAUACCGUGAAACUUAAGAUAUUAUUACGAAGAUGCGAC
Mollisia scopiformis is the source of this 606-nucleotide messenger RNA. RefSeq lists its product as uncharacterized. The transcript has a single exon. The record is from RefSeq and is a predicted model, not a curated record. NCBI's taxonomy places the organism in Eukaryota, Fungi, Ascomycota, Leotiomycetes, Helotiales, Mollisiaceae. Bases 204 to 536 code for a protein of 110 amino acids.